This is a messenger RNA of Racocetra persica, 326 nucleotides long. The record is from the annotation of a GenBank genome assembly. NCBI's taxonomy places the organism in Eukaryota, Fungi, Glomeromycota, Glomeromycetes, Diversisporales, Gigasporaceae.
UCAAAAAGCAGUAGUUACCCUUACAGGGAUUCAGAUUUUCUUUAAUAUACUUGUUUCUGAUAAAGAAAUCAUAGACGAGUUUAAAAUAAAAAUAGACACAAUUCUCUCUAGUAUUAUAAAUACUUAUAAAAUAGAAUAUAUUAAGGCCUUCUCCUUGCGCGGUUACUAUACAGAAAAAAAGUUAUAUUUACGAAUUUUUAUACUCGGUAGUGGGGAUAGGAAAAAAGCUCUCCAAGCUAUCCAAGAUAACAAUUUUGAAACCGCUUCAGAUAAUAUGUUCUCAUUCCACCGUAAAAUAGCUAGAAAAAAUGGAAUUGUGAUUUCUG